AUGUCCGUUACUUGGGAUCAAGAAGGAGAACAAAAACUUCGCGUUUCUUCACUAACACGUGAGACGCUGAGUAUCCUUAUUAUUGUACUCCUAUCAUUACUGUGUGCUGUUGGUUUACUGGGCAAUUUACUUGUGUGCAUAGCAAUUAAGUUGAACCGGAAGCUGCAUAAUAUUACCAAUUAUUUUCUUUUCUCACUAACAUUAACUGAUUUGCUGGUAUGUGGCGUGGUAAUGCCACUUAGCCUCAUUGUGGAAUUACAUCAAGGAAUGUGGACAUGGAAUUUUUUGAUGUGCUUACUUUACAUAUAUGCCGACGUGUUUUUGUGCACCGCCAGUAUUGUACAUAUGUCUAUUAUCUCAAUAGAUCGAUAUCUCGGAAUUUCGAAACCUUUGAAAGCCCGGAAUAAAUCAAAAACACUGAUGAAGGUGAAGUUAGCUUCUGUCUGGAUAGCAACGAUAUUAAUCUCUUGCCCCAUUGUUAUCAUGGCUCUUACUGAUUCAAGAAAUGUAUUUAAUGGUAAUACUUGUCGCAUUACUAAUCGUUACUACAUGAUUUAUGGAUCAAUACUCGCAUUCUUAAUACCAUUUCUUAUUAUGGUAGUUACUUAUAUCCGCACUACAAAUCUUCUCAAACGACAAUCAAGUCUUAUUAGUCAUCAAAGGACUGCUACCAACAGUCACACUGAAGUACCAACUAUCUUACGACAUAACUUCACGCAGAGCAACUACAUCCCUAAAAAGUAA
Molecule: messenger RNA, 744 nt
Organism: Brugia pahangi
Lineage: Eukaryota; Metazoa; Nematoda; Chromadorea; Rhabditida; Onchocercidae
Source: the annotation of a GenBank genome assembly